This is a messenger RNA of Drosophila pseudoobscura, 1354 nucleotides long. RefSeq names its product microspherule protein 1-like. Gene Ontology annotation, molecular function: G-quadruplex RNA binding; protein binding. Gene Ontology annotation, biological process: positive regulation of transcription by RNA polymerase II. The transcript has a single exon. The record is from RefSeq and is a predicted model, not a curated record. Gene Ontology annotation, cellular component: NSL complex; MLL1 complex; Ino80 complex. Lineage: Eukaryota; Metazoa; Arthropoda; Insecta; Diptera; Drosophilidae. The coding region runs from base 30 to 1193 and encodes 387 amino acids.
AUUUUUCCAGUGCAUCCCGAAAUUGCGCCAUGGAUCGUCCGCCCAAGCCACACAUGGGGUUUCGUCCGAAAAGCUCGAUUCCAACGCCCAUUUUGGUGCCCAAAGAAGAAGCCCCAAAGCCCCCAGAGGCCCACAAGAUACUGUUUGCCAAGAAUACCAAGAAAAGUGGCGUUUCUGUGAUGAUGAGCCGCUGGAAGCCCAUCGACGACUUGGCUCUGAUGAUUGGCAUCGAGCAGACCAACGACCUGCGCACUGUCCACAGUGCCACGAAGUUCUCGUGCAACUUCACGCUGCAGGAGGUGCAGCAGCGCUGGUGUGCCCUGAUGUACGCCCCGUCGCAGUCCCGUUUGGCCCGAGAGGCCAUCGGGAAUCUCCACCCGGAGACGGUGGAGUCCGUGCACAAGAAGGCGAUCUUCAGCGAGGGGGAGGAGGCCCUGCUGGCCACCUUCAAGUGCACCGAGAGCCCCGAGCUGGAGCAGUUCCAGGAGCUGCUCGACAAGAACGGCUGCACCUUCUGGCGCUCGCGCACCGCCAAGGACCUGCAGGACUACUGGCUGCUCAUGAAGAAGUACUUCCUGUUGCCCGACCAGGUGAUACCGCUCGACGGACCGGACCCCCAUCCGCCGAGCUUCUCCGACAUCGAGGAGGACAUCUGCGACGUGGAUCUGGAUCAGCCGCUCGACGAGGCCCUGGAAAAGGAGCUGGAGCUGCAGAACCGGCGCAACAAGCGCUCCGUUCGCUUGCUGGAGAACGAGAUGUCGCGCCUGUCCGUCCUGGUGGACUCUUCUUUGGGACCGAAUGCCGCCACCCAGGAGCUGGACAGCGACACCCUGGCCUGCCUGUGCGGCCAGCAGGUGCGCUACAUGAUGCAGCACCAGGAGAUCACCUUCGGACGCGACGCCAACGAGUUCUCGGUGGAUGUGGACCUCUCGCUGGAGGGGCACGCGGCCAAGAUCUCGCGCCACCAGGGCACCAUUAAGCUGCAGAGCAACGGGGACUUCUUCAUCUCCAACGAGGGCAAGCGGCCCAUCUUUGUGGGCGGCAAGCCCGUGCUCCAGGGCCACAGGACGCGCCUGGCCCACAACAAUCUGGUGGAGAUCUGUGGCCUGCGCCUGAAUUUUCUGGUCAACAGCAAUGCUGUCAAUGCCAUACGCCUGGCGGCAAGCUUCCACACCGAGCAGCCCCUGAAGUAGACCCAAGGAUCGGCCCAAAACGAAACAAGUUACCAAAAUAUUCAACAUAUCAAUUAUACAAAAACACCACACCGAAUGAGAGUCGAACCUAGGGUUUUUUUUGGUAAAUUGUUUCGUUUAUAAAUAAUAUAUUAUGUGGCACUUGCACUGCUACCAGGCGA